Molecule: messenger RNA, 3106 nt
Organism: Leptomonas pyrrhocoris
Lineage: Eukaryota; Euglenozoa; Kinetoplastea; Trypanosomatida; Trypanosomatidae
Product: putative ATP-dependent RNA helicase
Exons: 1
Coding region: 56-3106 (1016 amino acids)
Biological process (GO): maturation of SSU-rRNA from tricistronic rRNA transcript (SSU-rRNA, 5.8S rRNA, LSU-rRNA)
Cellular component (GO): nucleolus; intracellular anatomical structure
Molecular function (GO): RNA binding; ATP binding
Source: RefSeq, a predicted model, not a curated record
AGUACACAAACUCGUCUGAAGGGGCACGGAAAAGUGCUGAUUGGAUUGCUUUCUUAUGCCGAAGAAGCCCUCGAUAUCCUUUGCCGAUCUUGGACUCGGCAUCCCUUUGCCAAGCGUCCUUGCAAAGUCGCGCGACGAGCGCCGCAAGGAGCAGCGUCUCGAGAAGAAGGCAAAGCAGGAGCGCACGCGAGAUGCAAUGGCGGAGGUGGCGGCGGCGCGCGAUGUGGUGGCGCGACACAAGCGGCUCGUGGAGGCUGAAGGGGCACAGGAGCGCACGCAAAAGGAGCAGCGCAAGCGUGAGCUCUUCGUGGAGCACCUGAGGGCGAGAAACGAGCGCGAGGAGGCGGAGGUGAAGCACACCGUGGAGUUGGUGCAAACACAAGAGCGAAUCAUUUCUGAGAUGAAGGCGGCGCGGCGCGAGGAGGAGCAGGGGGUGCGACGUGUGCGCGAGAUGCUGGAGAAGGAGGUGGAGGAGAAGGCCAAGACGGCGCCGACGAAUGUGCACAUUGACGUUGAUCGCACCGCCGAGGUGGAGCAGCAACGGGAGGGCCUUCCAGUGCUACGCGAGGAGCAGCCAAUCAUGGAGGCGAUCAACGGAACAAGCCGCACCUCCGUGCUUGUGUGCGGUGAAACAGGUAGCGGUAAGACGACACAGAUCCCACAAUUUCUGUGGGAGGCGGGCUACGGCCACGCGGAGGGGGGCACCUUUGGCCGUGAAGGAUGCAUCCUCGUCACGGAGCCGCGCCGAGUUGCCGCUGUUUCAAUGGCGCGGCGCGUUGCCGAAGAGCUCAACGUCACUUUUGGCGAGGAGGUGUGCUACCACGUUCGCUACGACAACAACCUGUCCGAUGCGUGCAAGCUGAAAUUUGCGACGGAGGGUAUUGUGCUGAAAGAAAUCCAAUCCGACUUUCUGCUCAAGAAAUACAGCGUCAUCGUCAUCGAUGAGGCCCACGAGCGGAGCAUCUCUUGUGAUAUUCUGGUUGGUCUGCUCUCCCGAAUUGUGCCGCUGCGCAACGACCUGUUCCAAGAGGAACUGCGCAAAUUCAACGGUGAUGUGAGCAAGGCAACUAUCAAACCCUUGAAGCUGGUGAUCAUGUCCGCGACCAUGCGUGUGGCCGACUUCAAGGAUAACCGCGCUCUCUUCCCCGUCAUGCCGCCGCUCAUCAACGUCGAGGCACGCCGCUAUCCGGUCACGAACCACUUUGCCCGUCGCACGGAGCUGAAGGAGUACGUUGACCAAGCUUUCGACAAGGUGCGUCAGAUGCACAAAAAGCUGCCCCCCGGCGGCAUUCUUGUCUUUCUCUGCACGCAGCAGGAAAUCAAUGACUUGUGCGACCGCCUACGCCAUCAUUACGCCAAGACGAAGAUCGAGUACUACGACAGCGGCUACACAAAGCACCGACUUCUCACCGGGAAGAGCGAGGAGGAGGUGGCGGCGGCGUCCAGCGAUGACGACGACGACGAUGGCAGCGACAGGGCCGCGGGAGAGGCGGAGGAGAAGGACGAGUUUGGCCUCCGCACGUCCGACUACGCCCUCGACGACGAGGGCAACGGAGACAAUCGCGAGGAGCAAGAGACGGUGUACGAGGGACGACUCCGUCGGCCGCCGCAGCACGGGGGCCGUAAGCGGGUGCGCUCGGAGAAAAGCGCACCGGUGCGUGGCCAAGGCUUGGACGAGGAUGAGACACGUGCAAGGGCGAUGAUGGAUGGCGCAGAGGCGGAGGGGGAGCCGGAGGAUGAGGUGAACGGCGAGUACGACACGCUGCACGUUCUGCCACUCUACGCGCUUUUGGACUUUCAGAGGCAGCAGGAGGUGUUCAAGCCCCCGCCCAAGGGCACGCGGCUGUGCGUCGUCGCCACCAACGUGGCGGAGACGUCCAUCACCAUUCCCAACAUCAAAUACGUUGUGGACGCUGGGCGGUCGAAGACGAAGGUGAUCGACGAAGAGACGCGGGCGAGUUGCUUCCGCAUCGAGUGGACGAGCCAGGCAUCCGCAGAGCAGCGCAGCGGACGUGCGGGUCGUGUCGGCCCCGGCCACUGCUACCGACUCUACAGCACCGCCGUGUACUCCAAUUUGAUGCCGAAGCACGGCGACCCUGAGGUGUUGCGCACCCCGCUCGACUCCGUCGUGCUGCUGAUGAAGCAUGUUGGGGUGAAGAACGUCGGCGGCUUUCCGUUUCCCUCGCCACCGCGUGAGACGGACCUCAAGGCCGCGCUGCAACAUCUCAACGUGAUUGGCGCACUGGACCGAACACGCAAUUUCAACAUUACGCCGGUGGGCCGCAGUCUUGUCGCGUACCCGGUGCCGCCGCGGUUUGCGCGGGCGGUGCUCGAGGCGCUGCAGCGCAGUCGCACGCCGGCGGUGCACGACAUGGUGGCCGCCAUUGUCGCCGUCGCCACCACCACCACCACCGUCUUUACCGGGGAAGGCAACCAGCUAAAAGCGCGAAAGCUCAACGAGCACGCCGACACGCCGGCCGAUCCCCGUCAAGCGCACAUACGCGCUCUGCUGAACCCCGGCAGUGAUCUGGUGACGUACCUGAACGCCUUCCGCGUCUACAACAAAGACCCCCGCAGGAGCUGCGCGAUGUACUGUCUGGUGCAGAAGAGCAUGCACGAGGCGAAGCUCCUCUACGCCCAGCUGCGCGUGCACAUGCGUGAGCACGCCGCCGGCGACGAGGACGAGCUGGCAGAUACGCUGGAUGAGGGCGAGACGGUGAUGGCGGAGAAGGAGGAAAAUCCCUCCCAUGGCGGCGUCGGCCUCACCAGAGAAACAGAGUUGCUGCUGCGUGAGGUGUUCAUUCCCGGAUUGAUGGACCAGAUUGCACGGCGAGCCACCGUGCACGAGUGCCGUUCCCUGUCCGUGGAGUACAACGACAAGCGCGCCACGAAGACACCCUACCUUGUUUUGUCAACGCGCACGAUCGCCUACAUCCACCCCACCAGCUCCGUUGCGCGGACGUUCCCGCCGCCUGAGUUGGUGACAUUUGGUUUUCUGCAGAAGGUGCGCCGAUCGGACACGAAGGAGGCACAGGCGAUGAUGAUGGGCGUCACGGUGGUGACGCCGGAGUGGUUGCGCACCUACGGCUUUGAAGAGGAGCCGUAG